AUGGCGAGACUCCUGAAGACCAACGCCAAGGCUCAGUUCAUUGAUGUCACUCAUGCCAAGCCAGCAGUGGCCACCCAAUUUCUUGAGCAGUCUGACUGGGACGUUGAUGCUGCCUUGAGGGAAUACUACAACCAAAACCCGCCACAGGAUCCGAAAGUUGGCGAGAUCUUCGAUAAAUACAAAAGCCCCGAGAACCCUGACCUAAUUCUGAUCGAUGGAACCUUGGAGUAUUUGAGCGAUUUGGGAUAUGACCCAGAGGAGCUCAAGAGUUUGAUUGUUGCAUAUGUUUUAGAGAGCCCUCAGACGGGUGAGUUCCACAGAAACGCCUUUGUCCGUGUGUGGCUGACGCUAUGUGUCAAUACCAUUCAGGGUAUGCGCCAGUACAUCGACGAGAAACAACUGCUGAUGGAAAGGUCUGUCGAGGAGUUCGAGCCUUUCUACCAGUUUGUGUUUGAGUUCGUCAGAGGCUCUGACUCAAGGAUCAAGGUGAUUGGCUUCGAGGAGGCCAUUAUUUAUUGGCAGAUGCUCUUGGAUCUGCGGUUCCCUACUUCUGGUCAAAGACUACAACAAUGGUACGAGUUUGUCCAGGAGACCAAAAAGAGUAUCACGCGAGACUCCUGGAACAUGUUUUUCAAGUUUGUGGUGCAAGUGAUCGAGAAUGACCCCCUGUCAUUAUCAGCAUACGACGAAACCAGCGCAUGGCCCUCUGUCGUGGACGAGUUCAUGGAAUGGCUAGAGGAAUCUGGCAAACUACAGAAAAGCGAAGACGUGGUAAUGAUGAAUUGA
Candidozyma duobushaemuli is the source of this 786-nucleotide messenger RNA. Its product is annotated as NEDD8 ligase. Gene Ontology annotation, biological process: protein neddylation; positive regulation of ubiquitin-protein transferase activity. Gene Ontology annotation, molecular function: cullin family protein binding; ubiquitin-like protein binding; ubiquitin conjugating enzyme binding. Bases 1 to 786 code for a protein of 261 amino acids. Gene Ontology annotation, cellular component: ubiquitin ligase complex. The transcript is spliced from 2 exons. The record is from RefSeq and is a predicted model, not a curated record. Lineage: Eukaryota; Fungi; Ascomycota; Pichiomycetes; Serinales; Metschnikowiaceae.